Messenger RNA from Caenorhabditis angaria, 1686 nucleotides. The record is from the annotation of a GenBank genome assembly. Lineage: Eukaryota; Metazoa; Nematoda; Chromadorea; Rhabditida; Rhabditidae.
AUGGAGAGAACAAUUCGACCAAUCUUCGAAAAGAUGAUGAAAGAAGAACAAGUGACUCCAUCUGAACAGAUUAUUUUUAAAUCUUUUGUGAGUUUUCCAAUGUUAAAAUCAUUAAUAUUUUGAUUAUUUUCAGAUAGCUCAGCGUUUUGGGAAACGAGAAGAUGAUAGCGGAAAUAUUUCAAACUGUUUGAAAAGUUUGGAACAGUUGAAAAUUGCGAAUUCUAGAGAAGAGAUGAAUAGGGAUAACACGUUGGAACAAGCUAUUGAUACAAAUAAUCGGAAUGAUGAGAGUUCUUCGAUCGCUGCUGAAAAUCAAUCAGACCAAAAUGAUGAAACAGUUGAUUUAUCUACUUUUUUGACUCCUCAAAAUACAUGUAAGUUUUUAAAUCGUCGCUCUAACAAAUAUAUGACCUCUUCAUUGCAGUUCUAAAAAUCAUCAAAAAACCGUUACCAUUCUUCGAAGAAAUAGCAGCUGAAAAUAUAUCAUAUCCGCUAAGUGUUAUUUACGAUGAAAAGUUGAAUCAAUGGUUCUUUUGCGAUAAGGAUCGUCCCGGAAUUUAUCGUGUCAAAAUUGUUGGCGAAAAUCGAGGAAUCUAUCAUAUUUCAAAUAGGUUGUUGUCAAAUCCUUCUGCAGUUUGUAUUUAUGAGGUAUUAUUUUAAAUUGUUCAAUAUUGAUAUUAUUCACAUUUAUUAUUUAUUCCAGGAAGGUCGUAGUAUUGCGAUUCUAUCUGGAAAGACCAACUUCACGAUUUAUAUAUACAAUAUUCAAUCGGAUAAUAUCGAAAUAUUGUGCUCUUUCAAUUUGAGAAUUUAUGAAAUGAAUUGGCAUUUGAGAGGAUUAGCAAAAUCAGUUGGAGGAAAUAUUUUAUCACUAGAAAGUCGAAAUUACACUGGUAAAAAUUUGCGAAUUUUCAAAAAUAAUGUUGGUUCGGCGUGUUUUUCUUUGAAUGAUUAUGGUGCUAUUCAACCGUCUUUUAUCACUUCUCGUGGCAACCGAGUGGCUAUUAGUGAUCUUGGCGUAAAUUCUGUUUAUUUAUUGGAAGUUAACGAUUUGGACUUCACAAAUAUUACUUUUCAAGUAUUACGAGUACUCAAAUCGGUGAGUAAUCAAAUUUAUAAUGUUUUUUUCUCAUAUGUUUUUUUUCAGGAAUCCAUGGAAUUGAACAAAAUCUGUGACCAUUCGAGUUUUGCUUUUGUUUCAGGAUUAAUUUUUGAUAUAGAUUACAAUUUAUUGAUCGGUGAUGCGCAAGGAAAAUGUAUUAAAGUGAAUUUUAUCAAUAAUAUAAUUUAUAAUUAAAUACAUUUUUUCAGUUAUUCGAUGAAAACUUGGAAUUUUUGCAUCGUGUUUCGACAGACUUUCCAAUGCCAUAUUUAUCAUCGUUUUUCAUCAAUCAAGCCGGUCAAGUAAGUCUUGAAAUUAUUUUUGUUUUUUCUAGUCAAAACAGUAGUUUGCAAAAUAAAUUUAUUUCAUUGAGCCAUACUUUUCGGUGGUGAAAAAAUAGUAAAUUUAAAAAUUGAUAGUUUUUUUUUGUUUGAAAAAUUCGAAAUUUUCAGAUUAUGAUUUUGAAUAUCCGAUCACCAACGGAUAGAUUGAUUUUUGGCCAAUUGACAAGCUGUGCAGAAGUUGAACGCUGGAAUCAUGUAGAAUUUCCAACUCGAAGAAAUAACAAUCGUAUUCGUCAAUAA